GAGCUCGCGGCGGCCGUCCUGGAGGGCUACGCACCCGCGGCGGGCGCCGCGCACGUGGCCGUGGUGGCCAUGGGCGCCACGGCGACCAGGGCCGCGGGCCUCGAGUCGGACGAGGACACGAUCGCCGCCAGCAUCAGCGGCCUGACGUGGAGCGAGGGCGCCAGCAUGCUGGGCAGCAGCCUGGCCCUCGCCAACACGGUGCUGCGUCAGGACGGCAGGCGGAGCGCCUUCGCGACCGUGGUGGUGCUCGCUGCGGGCAUGGUGGCGGACCCCUACGAGGCCGAGCAGGCCAGGCGGCUGCUGGAGCGGCGGGGCGCCAAGGUGAUCUUCGCGGUGGUCGGCUCGGACGAAGUCAACCCGACGUUCCUCGCGAGGUUCGCGUCCGAGCCGUCGAGCGCAAAUCUGAUAUACGUCCCGCUCGACUCCACCACCGACCUGGCCGACGCGGCCAGCAAGGUCGUCGCCAGCACCUGCUCGGCCGUGGCCGCGACCUGA
This is a messenger RNA of Prorocentrum cordatum, 495 nucleotides long. Lineage: Eukaryota; Dinophyceae; Prorocentrales; Prorocentraceae. The record is from the annotation of a GenBank genome assembly.